GCAUUUUCUGUGAAGCUAAGCUGUGUUUCCCUUCCUCUUUCAGACAGCCCAGAGGUCCUGGCUGUAGUGGAGGCCUUGCUCCUGCAGCUGAUAGAUGUCGGGCUUCCCUCCACCUCAGGGAGCAUCGUCCACACUGCCACACAGCUUCUGGAGGCGCGGGGGGUCACCAACGUCUUCUGCUGCGAACAGGAGGUGGACAAAUGGUUCAGCAGCUUCCGGGGGAGGCACUCGGACCGCCUGCCCCAGGAGAGCAAGGACAGGGCGCAGCUUCUGCCGCUCCCCGUCAAGCAGGAGUUGCAGCAGUGGGUGGAGAAGCUGCAGCGGGACAUGGCCUCGUUCCAGAAGGGGCCAGCCGACCGUGUCUACUACAUGCAGGAGCUCAACUUCUUCCUGGACAAGCACACUCGCGAGAUCAAGUUCCACCGGAUGUUCCCGGGGAAGGUGCACUGCUCCAACGAGAAGGACACCGUGUCCGUUCUGUUCACCCUUGGUGCGGACGGGGAGCGCGGCCCGGGUAUCGUGAUCUUUCCCCGGAUGGUUAUGCCGGAGAAGCUUUUUGCGUCUCUGAAGAAUACGGAGGGAGGCAGUGACUGGGUGCUUGGGUCCUCUAUGAAUGGCUGGCUCUACAGUGACUGCAUAGUAGAGUUUGUCAGUGAUGUGUUCGUCCCGUGGCUCAAGAAGAAACACGCCAACUUCCCCGUGGCUCUCUUCACCAACGAAUACAUCUCCAACAUCCGCCUGACCAAGAUGAGCGAGUGCUUGCUGACUCAGGGCGUCCAGCUCAUCCCUGUGCCCCAGAACAUGUCUCUUCUGCUCAGUCCUGCCGAGUGGAUUGUCGUGGAGUAUUUCCGCAUGCACUGGGGGAAGGCCGUGAGCGACUGGAGCGGCAAGAACGGCCUGAAAGCUCUGCUCGAAGAGAACUUUGCACCCUUCAUCAUCAGCUGCAUUAGUGCCCAGGCUGCCCCUGCUGAGGUGCGGGCCAAGUUUGAGAAAUUUGGCAUCUUUCCCUUCAACCCACAGGCAGUCUACAGAUGCUUGCGCUCACAAAAACACGAGUGAUGUUAAAAAAAAGUAGAUCAGUAUUUUUUACAAAAGUUAAAUCUCAUUAUUGUAUUUCUGUAUCCCAGUAUCGGGUUUGCUGCUGACUGUGUCGGUGGAAAUCUGCUGAGCUUUGUAAAAUGACCUUUGGAGCCAAAGAUUUUGAAGAACACAGUGUCUGGUUGACACAUGGAUGUACUUAGCAAUACGUAAUAAUUACAUGUUGUGCUUUGUAUUAUAGGCUUUAUCAAUAGGUUGGAACCUUGUUCUAGGAAACCUUUGUAACUGAUGAUAAAUGCUUUUGUACUCGCAUCAUAAAGACAAAUUGUAAGUGUAUUUUUACUUUUGCGUUUGUUAAUACUCUAUAUUUUUGUACAAAAGGGGAGUUCUAAUUUUUGUGUGUUAUGUUCUUGCGGCUGCGAAGUGACGGUGAGACCAAGAGAGGGAGAUUCGACCCUCUGGCUGAGAAUGAGGGAGUGAGAGACAGCCCUCGCACUCGGCUUCCUGUACUUGCUCGGAGUAUAGAAGAUGUUGAAUCUCACUAAUCGAGAUCUUUGUUUUUCGUUGAAGCUGGCUGGCCUUUACGUAUGAAAAUGUAUGCUUCAUUACAUGGGGGUUCACUUCAAAACAGGUAUUAACGACAACUACUAAUUUUGUUUUCCGCAGUUAGCCAGUUUUCUACCUCAUAUAUGUUCCUAUUUACAGUUUCUUUGUAUACCUUGCAAGUAUUGGAGGUGAAUAAGAGCCAGAAGAUACAUUGUCUCUGUUUUAAAAGUAUAGCACAUUUGUUCUUGUUCCUUUCUUUUGGCCUUUUGUAUUUGAAGAAAAGAAAAGUGUUCCUUUUUAUAUAUGUAAAUGAAAAAAGAAAAACAGAUUGUUCUUUUACAGAAAACAAAUGUAUAACUGAAAACAUUUAUAAAUAUAUAGUGUCACAGAAGCAAGGUUUAUCAAUAUACAAACGUGGAAUGGUAUGUACUCUGUGUGUAUACAUGUAUGUAAGUGAAAAUUUACUAUAACUGGAAAAAAAAAUGUAUAGAGACCAUAUUGGUUUGUUAAGGAAUAAAAAAUAAGAAUGGCUUAAGUCUGGUCCAGUAAGACACAGUUUGUUGGUGCUGUAUUAAAUGGUGAUAGAAUAAGAGUCGCAGGUUUGUGAACUUAUGCCUGUAAGCAAAUUCAAUAAUAUGAUUUUGUUUUCUGAAACACUUUCUUAGGAAAGAUGAAGAAAAAGAUUUGUUUACUUGACUGUUUUAAUUUUAUUAUUAUUAUACACUAUUUUUAAGUGUCCUUGUCUUUUUUUUUUUCGUUUUCGUUUUCUUGUUUAUGUACAGUACAGAAUAUUAAGAUAUUUAUCAAUAUUGAAACUUAAGAUAAGGAGUGGUAAAUAUUAAAUUAAAUUGUUCAUAUCACUGCAUAUCUUAUUUUGUUUUCUUUUUUGCUCUAAAAUAAAUUCUACAAUUUCUUAGUAAUCUGUAAUGGUAUAAGAUAUAUAUUUACACAUAUUUAAAUGUUUAUUUUUUAUUGUUAUAAAUUCAUACUAUCUGAGUCAGAGAGUGGGAUUCAGAAAUGCAACUUAAGUGCAGGAUCUCAAGUGAGAGUGAGAGAGCGUCUGAGAGUUGGUGGUUCUCAUUUUGAUAUCAUAUUCUCUGGUAAUAAAAGCUUAGAUAAACAAACACAA
This is a messenger RNA of Penaeus indicus, 2713 nucleotides long. RefSeq lists its product as uncharacterized. Bases 328 to 1059 code for a protein of 243 amino acids. The record is from RefSeq and is a predicted model, not a curated record. The transcript has a single exon. Gene Ontology annotation, molecular function: nucleic acid binding. NCBI's taxonomy places the organism in Eukaryota, Metazoa, Arthropoda, Malacostraca, Decapoda, Penaeidae.